This is a messenger RNA of Asparagus officinalis (garden asparagus), 1465 nucleotides long. Its product is annotated as E3 ubiquitin protein ligase DRIP2-like. The transcript is spliced from 7 exons. Gene Ontology annotation, molecular function: metal ion binding; ubiquitin-protein transferase activity. The record is from RefSeq and is a predicted model, not a curated record. NCBI's taxonomy places the organism in Eukaryota, Viridiplantae, Streptophyta, Magnoliopsida, Asparagales, Asparagaceae. The annotation marks the transcript as partial.
UGCAAUAAGCUCCUCAGGGACGCCACCACCAUCUCCGAGUGCCUACAUACAUUUUGCAGGAAAUGCAUUUUUGAGAAACUAAAUGACGAGGAGGUGGACUGCUGUCCAGUGUGUAACAUCGAUCUGGGUUGUGCUCCACUGGAGAAGCUCAGGGCUGAUCACAAUCGACAAGAUAUACGAGCUAAGAUUUUCCCUUUGAAGAGGACAAAGGUCGAUGCUCCUGAAAUUGUGCCUUCCAUUGUCUUACCUGUUAAAAGAAAGGAGAGAUCCCUUUCAUCAUUAGUUGUGAAUACUCCUCGAGUAUCAACGCAUUCAGGCUUAACAGGAAGGAGAACAAAAUCCACUGCUAGAAGGGCUUCCUCCUUACGUGGAUUGGGUCCUAUUAUUGAAGAACCCUCAAAAGAGGUCAAGAAUGAUGAAGAUCAUGCUGAAACUUCAAGUCAGAGUAGAAGGAAGAUCUCUUCUACUGUGGAUACAUCUGAUUAUACACUUAACAAGAACACUGAUUAUACCAAAGGAUCCCCUAAAGAUAAAUCUGAACUUUGGAAACCCUUAAAUUGUCUAGUAGAGGCAGCAAACAGAACAAAAGCUGUUAAGUCCAGUUCACAGAGUUCGGAUAUCAAGGAAGAGCAAAUAAAUGGUGCGGAUAGUGAAGUUGUUCUGGAUAAAGUAAAGGUCAAAGAACAUCCAAGUAAGCCCAAAAUUCAGGAAGAUAAUAAUAACAAUACCUCUACAUCUUCAGUAAAGGUGAGAGCUCAAAGACUUCAACGCAAGAGAAAGAGAGAUCUUGAAAACUCAGCACAAGCUCUGGUAGAUGCUGCUUCUGCUACUCAUGAAGGGAGGAAUUGUCCAAUUUGGCUCGCUUUAGUUCCUGCUAUUGACCAGAAAGGAGAUGCGGUAUUGCCUCGGACAUCUACAUGUUACUUGAGGAUUAAAGAUGGUAACUUACCUGUUUCUUUCGUCCGAAAGUACCUUGUGAAGAAACACAAUCUUGUAAGUGAAUCUGAGGUGGAGAUUACUUGUCGCGGCCAAAUAGUGAACCCUGCACUUCCUUUGUACAACUUGGCUGAGAUUUGGCUACAGUCACAACCCCCACAAAGAGUGCAGGCAACAAUUGGCACCUCGGCCAAAGAUUUUGUUCUGGUUCUCAAUUACAGCCAAAGAGCUCCGGCUUCAUAGGAUGCCCUCAAUCAAUUAUUCUGCUACAUCAUAAUUGAUGGAGUUUUAGAAUCUGCUUUUUUCUUGUUUUUUUUUUCCUUUUUGUUCAGUGUCUCUGUUUUAUUUUCUUUUUCUUUCCCCCCCCCCCUUUUUUUGCUUGCGCUAUUUAAAGCAAUAAAUAUGAGCCAAUAAGCUCCAUUGUUGCUUGUAAGACUUUCUUGGAUGUGAUAAUGUAUUUAUAGGUGAAAUUUGUGUCAUUGGAGAGCUUAUACAGUUUUGAUUAUACCAUUUCUGUUUCUUUGUUGCC